CUUUCUUUUUCUUUUUUUUUCCUCUCAUAACCAACAUCAACAGCCCCUUUACAACCAGCAUUAGCAACCCCUUUUCUUUCACACACAAAAAACAGUUAAACCAAUAUGGCAGAAAGGAUCGUUUACAAAGCCCAGAACAGUCCCAACCAGCACCAGCCUGAUGUCUUUAUCUUGACCGAGCCUGGUAUGGCCGCCAAGUACCGCGCCCAAAAGAAAAAUGCCAACCCACAAGAUAAUUCACCCAAGAUCAACCUUAUUGAUGUUGCUCAGAAAUUUGAAGUCUACCAGAGCGAGACAGGAAAAGGUUUCGAGGGCAAGAUUUCCCGCCCAUCCAAAGCUGUUCUGGAUUCCAUCUUCAACACUGAGGACGAGUCGGCCAUCAUCGAAGAGAUCAUUCUCAAUGGCGAGAUCCAAGGAGCUCAUUAAAGAAUCUCCCCCCCCCCUCCAUUUCUUUUGUUUGAGCAGCAAUGGCAACUAAACUUGUAUAUAUACACGUUUUUCCCUCUUCUUGAAUCAAUGCGAGACUUGUGAAAAAACGAAUUUAAAUAAAAAAAAAA
This is a messenger RNA of Lobosporangium transversale, 557 nucleotides long. RefSeq lists its product as hypothetical. Lineage: Eukaryota; Fungi; Mortierellomycota; Mortierellomycetes; Mortierellales; Mortierellaceae. The transcript is spliced from 2 exons. The record is from RefSeq and is a predicted model, not a curated record. Bases 106 to 426 code for a protein of 106 amino acids.